AUGGCCGCAUGCAGGACCAUCCGAUUGCUCACCAUGGCCUCGUCUCCGACCCCGUCUCCGAUGUACGACCCCCGAUUCACGGGCAACCCGGACACGCAAUGGGGCGCCCAAUGCGGCAACAGCACUCACCUCGAGGCCGCCACGGCCAUGCAAUGGAAUUACAAUUAUCGCCUCUUCGAGACCAUGAUUUGCUGUCGGAUACAGUUCAAUGUGCUCUUCUUUGGCAAAGCAAACAAUCCCGCCCACAACAAAAGAACGACAUACAACCUGGAUCCUCAGCUUCUGGCGGAAAUGGCCGAGCUCGGCGAGAUGCGUAAGAGGUAUCGACUCAGCGUGGACGCCGUCGAGUUUGUGCCAGGCCAAAACCAGCACCUGAUCCGCUCCGUGGCGCCGGUCAUCCCCUUUGGACAGCCGCUGUAUCCGCACUUGGGCGACGAUAUCAGGCAUGGCGCCGGUGACAAUGGAAGCGAGGAGUUCGCCCGCAACACUGUCAACCAUCACCACCACCACCACCACCACGGAUAGCGAAAGCACAUCCUCGUUAUCUUCGUUACUCUGGCUAGAUGUCGCUAUAAGAUUUCCGCCUCUGUUUUAAUAAACCCUGGUGGUCUUCGACUCGUA
Notodromas monacha is the source of this 621-nucleotide messenger RNA. NCBI's taxonomy places the organism in Eukaryota, Metazoa, Arthropoda, Ostracoda, Podocopida, Cyprididae. The record is from the annotation of a GenBank genome assembly.